AACCAUACCACCACAAUAAACACUAUGUCAACUAAAGCUAAGAUAAGAUCAUUUUUUGGACCUCAGCGUCAAUAUGCUGUUGCUGGGGCUAGUAAUAAUCCUAGUAAAUUUGGAUUUAAGAUCACCAAUUGGUACGUUGGUCAUGAUAUUUCCGUAAUCCCCAUUAAUCCUAAAGAGCAAGAAAUUUUAGGACAAACUGUUAUUCAUAAUGUAUCUACUAUAUUAGAUCAUAUUGAAAAGGGUCAAGACUUGAGUGGCUAUAAAUUGAGUAACGUUGAUGGUUUGAGUAUUUCAUUUUUGACUCCUCCUUCUAUCACAGCCACAACUUUAAAGGAGAUUGCCUCCCAUGACAAUUAUCAGAAGUUGAUCAAGGGAUUGUGGUUUCAGCCAGGUAGUUAUGAUGCAACUGUUUUGGAGACAGCUGAUAAGAUUGGCUUAUUCGAAAAAGUUGUUCAAGAAGAUGAAUGUAUCCUUGUGAGAGGUGAAGAAGGAUUGUAUAGCUCAAAUUUGUAGAUCAGCUGAUUAUGUAUAUGUCUUAGUAUAUAUAUAGUAAACUCUUAUUUAUUUAUUCAUUCA
Messenger RNA from Scheffersomyces amazonensis, 576 nucleotides. RefSeq lists its product as uncharacterized. The record is from RefSeq and is a predicted model, not a curated record. NCBI's taxonomy places the organism in Eukaryota, Fungi, Ascomycota, Pichiomycetes, Serinales, Debaryomycetaceae. The transcript has a single exon. Bases 25 to 513 code for a protein of 162 amino acids.